GGCUUCUCCAAUCCAGCUUCUCUCCAAUCCAGCGCCUCUUUCCAAUCCAGCAGCGCCUCUUCUCCACCCAUUUCUCUUGUUGCAACAUCUCUUCUCCGCUCAUUCCUCUGCAUCUCUUGAGGGUGAGUGAAAGCCAUGGGUGAUGCAAGGGGGUCUUCUUCCUUCUCCAACUUAAAUUCUGGUAGUGUUGAUCAUGCUCUUUUGAAACCUGUUAAAAUCGAAAAGGGAAGGCGCGCUUGGUCUGUCCGGGAAGAAGAAAUAUUUCUAUCUUCGCUGAAGGAACUUGUCGCAAUUGGAUGGAAGACGGACAACGGAUUUAAAGGGGGGUAUGGAAAGAUGCUUGAGAUAGCCAUGCAGCGUGAGUUCCCAGGUACAGACAUCAGGGAAAAACCUCAUAUUAAUUCGAAGUUGACAACGUGGAAGAAAAACUACUCCUCAUUGGUAAAUAUGUUGAGCUUGAGCGGUGCUGGAUUUAACGCGAGAGGAGACUUUUUAAUAGACCUCAGCAAUGACCAGUGGGAACAUGUUAUGAAGGUUGAUACUAAUGAAAAGUCUAUGAGGAAUAAGACAUGGCCAUACUUCGACGAAUGGAAUAUAAUUUUUGGAAAAGACAGGGCCAAUGGAGAUAGUGCUGAGGGCCUAAAAAAAGCAGUGAAUGAGUUAGAUGCACAGGAGGCCAUGGGAAACACAAAUACUUCUGGAGAGCAUAGUAUCAACGUGGACAAGGAUGAUAUCACGGGGGAGGAGGAUGAUACUGUUUCAGUUUUCCAGGAGAAUGGAACAAAUGGUUUAAAGCGGAGUGAUCGGAAAAGAAAGGGAGAUGAUUCGACAAAUCCUACCUUUCAGCUGCUUAGUAAGAUGCACGCUGACACAACUGAAAGUUUGAAGAGUGUGUCAUCAAGGAUAGGGUACGAGAUUGACCUAAGCAACAAAUGAACAAAUAUUGUCAAGAUUUUGGGAGGCAUACCAGGUCUAGCCCAAAGAGAUAAAUUUGAGGCAAUUCGCAUCCUACUUGAGAAACAGGAGCAUCUUGAUGUUGUCAUUGCCUUGCCUGAAUCUGAACGCCUCGACUACAUUACCUACAUUCUCGAUGUUUUUCAGAAUAAAUGAACUUGAUUUGUAAUCAUUGCUUAAUAGGCAGACUUUAGCUUUGACUAUUGACUAAAUGAGCUUAGGUUGUGUACUGCAGAAAGUGUACCAAAGUGUUUCUCAGGAAAUUAAUGCCCAAG
Salvia splendens (bonfire salvia) is the source of this 1229-nucleotide messenger RNA. RefSeq lists its product as uncharacterized. The transcript is spliced from 4 exons. Lineage: Eukaryota; Viridiplantae; Streptophyta; Magnoliopsida; Lamiales; Lamiaceae. The record is from RefSeq and is a predicted model, not a curated record. The coding region runs from base 136 to 936 and encodes 266 amino acids.